UGCUUUGUAACUCCAAUGGCGGCGUUUGCUAAAUCCUCUCAACUCCAUGCUCAAAGGGACCAUCCCAUUCUUCCCACCAGUUCUUGCAACUCAAAGCUCAAAACUUUCACUUUCACCCAUAACUUGAAGACCCUCCAUCCCCGACUCAGAAAUUCUAAAUCUAUUUGGGUCUCAAAUUCUGUCACCGCCACCGCCAUCACCACCAUCAGCAGCAACAACCCAAACUCUGAUAUUUGUCAGCUAUGCCUUGAUGGGAACUUGGACCGUGCUAUGAGCUACUUAGACUCCAUGAACGAGCUUCAAGUUCCAGUUAAUGAAGAUGCUUACGUUGCUUUAAUAAGGUUAUGUGAGUGGAAGAGAGCAAGGAAGGAAGGGUCUCGGGUUUACUCAUAUGUUUCCAAGUCCAUGACCCAUUUGAGCCUUCAGGUUGGGAAUGCCCUUUUGAGCAUGUUUGUGAGGUUUGGGAACAUGGUGGAUGCUUGGUUUGUGUUUGGGAGAAUGGAGGAGAGGAGUGUGUUCUCUUGGAAUGUUUUGGUUGGUGGCUAUGCUAAAGCUGGGUUCUUUGAUGAGGCAAUGGAUCUCUAUCAUAGAAUGUUGUGGGUUGGUGUGAGGCCUGAUGUUUACACUUUUCCUUGUGUUUUGAGGACUUGUGGUGGCAUGCCUGACCUGGUGAGGGGCAGAGAGGUCCAUGUGCAUGUUAUGAGAUAUGGGUUUGAGUCAAAUGUGGAUGUGGUUAAUGCAUUAAUAACCAUGUAUGUGAAAUGUGGGGAUAUCAAUACUGCUAGGUUGGUGUUCGAUAAAAUGCCUAAUAGAGACAGAAUUUCUUGGAAUGCCAUGAUUUCUGGGUAUUUUGAAAAUGGAGAGUGUUUGGAGGGUCUGAGAUUGUUCUGUUUGAUGCUUGAAUAUCCGGUUGAUCCAGAUUUAAAGACCUUGACCAGUGUGAUUACUGCAUGUGAACUUCUGGGUGAUGAGAGAUUGGGGAGGGAGAUUCAUGGUUAUGUUCUGAGAACAGAGUUCGGGAGAGACCCUUCAGUUUGCAAUUCGUUAAUUCCAAUGUAUUCAUCGGUUGGACUUAUUAAGGAAGCUGAAAAAGUUUUCUCUCAAACAGAAUGUAGAGAUGUGGUGUCAUGGACUGCUAUGAUAUCAGGUUACGAGAAUAGUUUGAUGCCUCAGAAAGCUCUUGAGACAUAUAAAAUGAUGGAAGAUGAAGGUGUCAUGCCAGAUGAAAUCACCAUAGCCAUCGUACUAUCUGCUUGUUCUUGUUUAUGCAAUUUAGAUAUGGGGAAGAACCUUCAUGAGGUGGCCAAGCAGACAGGGCUCAUCUCUUAUGUUAUGGUUGCAAACACACUCAUUGACAUGUAUGCUAAGUGUAAAUGCAUUGACAGGGCUUUAGAAGUUUUCCACUCUACUCAUGGCAAGAAUAUUAUAACUUGGACAUCUAUUAUCCUUGGCCUUCGGAUCAACAAUCGGUGUUCGGAAGCCUUAUUUUUCUUCAGGGACAUGAUUCUUAGACUAAAGCCCAACUCUAUUACUUUAAUUUGUGUCCUCUCUGCAUGUGCCAGAAUAGGAGCUUUGACAUGUGGAAAAGAGAUCCAUGCUCAUGCUUUGAGAACUGGAGUAAGUUUUGAUGGUUUUCUGCCCAAUGCAAUUUUGGACAUGUAUGUAAGGUGUGGAAGAAUGGAAUAUGCGUGGAAACAAUUUUCCUCAGGUAAUCAAGAUGUUGCAGCAUGGAACAUUUUGCUAACAGGAUAUGCUGAACGCGGGAAAGGAGCACUUGCUACUGAGCUUUUUCAGAGAAUGGUAGAGUCAAACGUCUAUCCUGAUGAAAUUACAUUUAUCUCCAUAUUAUGUGCUUGCAGCAGAUCUGGUAUGGUGGUAGAAGGCUUAGAAUAUUUUAAAAGUAUGAAAGAUAAGUACUCUAUUGCACCUAAUCUGAAACACUAUGCAUGUGUAGUUGAUUUACUGGGCCGUGCUGGGAAAUUAGAGGAUGCUUAUGGUUUCAUACAGAAAAUGCCAAUGAAACCAGACCCAGCAGUUUGGGGAGCCUUGCUAAAUGCAUGCAGGAUCCACCAUAAUGUUGAGCUUGGGGAACUUGCAGCAGAGAACAUCUUUCAAGAUGAUAGAACAAGUGUUGGCUAUUACAUUCUUCUUUCUAACCUAUAUGCUAACAACGGUAAAUGGGACAAAGUUGCAAAAGUAAGGAAAAUGAUAAGACAGAAUGGACUAAUAGUAGACCCUGGAUGCAGCUGGGUGGAAGUCAAGGGCACAGUGCAUGCUUUUCUCAGUGGUGAUAACUUACACCCUCAAAUGAAGGAAAUAACUGCAGUUUUGGAGCGAUUUUAUGAGAAGAUGAAGGAAGCUGGUAUUGAAGGACCACAGAGUAGUCAUAUGAACAUAAUGGAAACUUCUAAGGCUGAUAUAUUUUGUGGGCACAGUGAGAGACUGGCCAUUGCCUUUGCACUUAUUAAUUCUUCCCCUGGGAUGCCUAUUUGGGUGACGAAGAAUCUAUAUGUGUGUCAAAGUUGUCACAACAUUGUUAGAUUUAUCUCUAAGGAGGUGCGCAGAGAGAUUUCUGUAAGGGAUGCUGAACAGUUUCAUCAUUUCAAGGGAGGCAUCUGUUCUUGCAUGGAUGAAGGUUACUAGAGUCAUUGGGCUAAGAAUCAUUGAUCAACCACAUAACAUACACAACAUGCUAUGCAGAGAAAGAAAAUAAAAGGCUGUUAUGUUUUAUAUUGCACAUAGUUUAUUCGUUGACCAAGUGUAAUUUCUUGUCAACAACAAUUUUUAUGCCCCCCUCCCCCCUUCAAAAAAAAGAAAAAUAGAAUCAGGAUAUGUCUGCUCCUCUGA
This is a messenger RNA of Gastrolobium bilobum, 2847 nucleotides long. RefSeq names its product pentatricopeptide repeat-containing protein At1g15510, chloroplastic. Gene Ontology annotation, molecular function: zinc ion binding; protein binding; RNA binding. Gene Ontology annotation, biological process: RNA modification. The record is from RefSeq and is a predicted model, not a curated record. Bases 16 to 2643 code for a protein of 875 amino acids. NCBI's taxonomy places the organism in Eukaryota, Viridiplantae, Streptophyta, Magnoliopsida, Fabales, Fabaceae. The transcript has a single exon.